Messenger RNA from Equus quagga, 3323 nucleotides. RefSeq names its product microtubule associated protein 7 (gene MAP7). NCBI's taxonomy places the organism in Eukaryota, Metazoa, Chordata, Mammalia, Perissodactyla, Equidae. Gene Ontology annotation, cellular component: microtubule cytoskeleton. The coding region runs from base 16 to 2340 and encodes 774 amino acids. The transcript has 18 exons. The record is from RefSeq and is a predicted model, not a curated record. Gene Ontology annotation, biological process: microtubule cytoskeleton organization.
AGCAAGUACGGCGGUAUGCCUGGACCAGCUACUGCUCUCCGACAAGAGAGGCUGAAGAAGACCAACGCAAGGGCAGUUCCGCUUGGUUUGUUCACCAUUAAUGAGGAAGAUGAACAGCAAAAGAAUGGGAAUUCCAGAAGGCUGAAAGCCCCAGACAGCUACAAAGUGCAGGAGAGGGGAGCGGCGGCCCCCAGCCAACCCUCCACAGCUGCCUCAGGCCAGAGUGGCAGCCGCCCAGGAUCUAAACCAGACCCCCCGCCUGUGCUGCGCGUGGAUGACCGGCAGCGGCUGGCCCGGGAGCGCCGUCAGGAGCGAGAGAAGCAGCUCGCUGCGAGAGAAAUCGUCUGGCUGGAAAGAGAAGAGCGAGCCCGGCAGCACUACGAAAAGCACCUGGAAGAGCGGAAGAAGAAGCUGGAGGAGCAGAGGCUGAAGGAGGAGCGCAGGAGGGCUGCGGUGGAGGAGAAGCGGAGGCAGAGGCUGGAGGAGGACAAGGAGCGCCAUGAAGCUGUCGUACGGCGCACGAUGGAAAGGAGCCAGAAGCCAAAACAGAAGCAUAACCGGUGGUCGUGGGGAGGCCCCCUCCACGGGAGCCCCCGCGCCCACAGUGCAGAUCCAGACAGGCGAUCAGUUUCCACCAUGAAUCUUUCGAAACAUGUUGAUCCCGUCAUUAGCAAGCGGCUCUCCUCUUCAUCUGCAACUUUGCUAAAUUCUCCAGAUAGAGCUCGCCGCCUGCAGCUCAGCCCAUGGGAGAGCAGCGUUGUUAGCAGACUGCUGACGCCCACCCACUCGUUCCUGGCCAGAAGUAAAAGCACAGCUGCCUUGUCUGGAGACGCAGCAGCCCCCUGCACCCUAGUUAUCCCCAUUUGUCCUCGUUCAGCAUCUUGCAGCCCCAUCAACAUCAUGCCCUACAAAGCUGCACACUCUAGAAAUCCGAUGGAGCGACCAAAAUUCUUUGUAACGCCGCCCGAGGGCUCUGCGCGGAGGAGGACUGUCCAUGGCACAGUGGGCUCUAAAAGAGAGAGGGAGCGAGACAACGUUCCCUCCCACCCGACAGCUGGCGUCCGAAGGGCUCUGUCCCCGUCACAUCCGAAAGCCAGGCCACCGGCUCCCUCCCGACUCUGGCUCCCAUCCAAGUCCUUCCCUCACCUGCCCGGCACACCCAGACCAGCAUCCACCCUGCCUCCCAGCUCAGCCAAGGCUGCACCCUCGCAGGCCUGGCCCCCCUCACCUGGCAACAUCCGCCCUGUCAAGAGAGAAGCUGGGGUGCAACCUGAGAGAAAAGAGCCUGAGGAGGAGCCUCAGGCAGUCGCCAGUGAGCCCUGGCCAAAGGGCAGAGCACCCCUAGUGAAGGUGGAGGAAGCCACAGUGGAAGAGGGGACACCGGUGGAGGCAGAAGCCGCCCCCGCUGCUCCAGCCGCAGCCCCGGCCACCACCUCGGCCCUGGUCCCAGCCCCAGCUUCAGCCCCUGCCCCGGUCCCAGGCCAGCCAUCCACUGUGACUGCCAGCACUUCUCCUAAGACCUCUGCAGGCACCACCGACCCAGAAGAGGCCACGAGGCUGUUAGCUGAGAAGAGGCGGCUGGCCCGCGAGCAGAGAGACAAGGAGGAGCGGGAGCAGCGCGAGAGGGAGCAGCGGGAGAGACAAAAGGGGGAGGAAUUGGCUCAAAAGGUGGCUGAGGAGAGGAUGCGCCGGGAGGAGGAGUCGCGGCGGCUGGAAGCUGAACAGGCCCGCGAGCGGGAGGAGCAGCUGCAGCGGCGCCAGCGCGAGGAGGCCGCGCGCGCCCAGAGGCAGAAGGAAGAGGAAGCUCGCGUUCGAGAAGAAGCGGAGAGGGCCCGGCAGGAACGGGAGAAGCACUUCCAGAGGGAAGAGCAGGAGCGCCUGGAGAGAAAGAAGCGACUCGAGGAGAUUAUGAAAAGAACCAGGAGAGCAGACGCUGCAGACAAGAAAACUGUUGAUCAGAGAAAUGGAGAUAUAACCAAGGGAACCCUCACUGUGGGAGCAGCGGUAUCUGUGCUUCCGUGUGUCACGAAUUCUCCAGGGAAUGCAGAAUCAGCGGCCAGCCCAUGCGAGGUUGCCUCACACCCGUCGAAGGUGACUGUGGAGAGUACUCCCAAUUUGGAAAGACAACCAAAUGAAAAUGGAGUAUCUGUUCAGAAUGAAAAUUUUGAAGAAAUUAUAAACUUACCCAUUGGAUCUAAACCAUCCAGAUUGGAUGUCACGAACAGCGAGAGCCCAGAAAUUCCUUUGAAUCCAAUUUUGGCCUUUGAUGAUGAAGGGACGCUCGGGCCCCGGCCUCAGGUGGAUGGUGUUCAGACACAGCAGACAGCAGAAGUUAUAUGAGCAUUUCUUCUGAAGAGCCAAAGCAGAAAUUUAGUAAGAAUGUCUACAAUUCCUGGAGUCCCUUCCCUGCCAUAAAGGAGCAUGCCCCUCCUCCAGUUUUCUAAAGAUUUCUUGACGAUCAUUUUGAAAAGACUCUAUUAAAACCAGCUAAAGACAACAGACUGGAUAGCUUUUCUAACACUUUUCGCCAGUAGAGAAGAGAAAUGCUCCUUAUUCUUCAGUGCUUUAAAAUAGCUUUUUCCACUGUCGUCCUUCUUAGCAAAUCAAUAUUUUUCUGCAUUCUCUAAAAGAUGAAAGCAUUUGGCUCUAAAAGAAAUGGGCUAACUAGGCAUGAUUUUUCACAUAGAUAUUUUGGUCUUAAAAGCUAACAUGUAAAAUUGGCACAAAAAAUUCACCUUUUAUAAUUUAAUACUUGAAAAAUUAAGUACCUCUUAGCUCUACAAGUAGAGUGAGUAGGAGAGGUGUUUAAAUUAAGCCUGUUUGUUUAAAUAUUAUUGCAAAGAAGUCUCUUUGUAGAGAUAAAUUAUAGGCAGAUUACCAGGUUCUUGUAAAUGCAAUUUGUACAUGGACAUUCUGCAGACCCAGCUGUCACAUUCUUCUUGCAUCUCCUUUUUGCAAAAGCAUACUAAACAGUUUUAAAAUAUGAAAAAAAAGUUAUUUUUUCAGAGCAAGAAAAUAAUUUACAUUCCUCUUAAAUAAUGUAUUUAUAAAGUUCUUCCAGAUAUACUAAUCAAACAAAUUAAAACAAUGUGGCAACCUUGCAAAUUUGGUUUAUUAGAUGCAUUCCUUAUGUCACCAUGAGAGGAUGUCAUGACGAUUCAGGGCUCUUUCCGAAGUCUGUAUAUUGCUGCUGUCCCCAGUGGUGGUGGGACUUACCUUUGCCUUACCUGAUCACAAAUUAUGUAGGGGGGACUAAAGAUUUAAUAUUUCUUUAAAUAAAAAAAGAAUUUGGUUUUGCUCGUUUAAGAGCAAUGGGAAAAUGA